Messenger RNA from Trypanosoma cruzi, 2514 nucleotides. RefSeq lists its product as uncharacterized. Lineage: Eukaryota; Euglenozoa; Kinetoplastea; Trypanosomatida; Trypanosomatidae. The coding region runs from base 1 to 2514 and encodes 837 amino acids. The record is from RefSeq and is a predicted model, not a curated record. Gene Ontology annotation, biological process: protein refolding; cellular response to unfolded protein. Gene Ontology annotation, cellular component: cytoplasm. The transcript has a single exon. Gene Ontology annotation, molecular function: ATP-dependent protein folding chaperone; misfolded protein binding; heat shock protein binding.
AUGUAUGCCGUUAGUAUAUCGUUGGGCUCCAGCAGCGCUGUGGUGGCUGUUGCUGCCGCCACUAUUGCUACGGCUGCUGGAGAGGAGAAAUCCGCGCCUAUUAAAUUAACCGCCAACUCCGCUGGUCACCGCUCAACCCCGGUGAUGGCUGCAUUUGCAGGCAAUGAAGAGAUUCUUUUUGGCGAAGAUGCUCGUGCACUGUACGCACGGGCACCGGAGGUUGUGGUACCGUAUCUGUUUGCCUUUGCUGCUGUUGCUGAGCGCCACCAAGAACAACAACGCCGUUGCAAAAUGGGUGGCGAUCCUGAAGAGGGAAAUAAUGACGAUGCGGAGAAGGCUGCUUUGGCCCUCAAGCGUGAAAUUGAAGAGGCUGCGGGGAAGCAAUUCAAGGGGUCUUGUCCACUUUUGACGGGGGAGGGUGAUGAGGCGCAAAAGCCGGGGUUUUGCUUGCCAAAUCGGGGCGAUGAAGUCGGUGAAAAAAACGUCUUUAUUAGUGCGGAAGAUAUGCUUGUUGGGUUCUUUAACCACAUUAAAAAGCAUACAGUGGAUGGUGCCUGUGGAUUGACAGCUACUGCUGAGAACUUUUCCUCGCAGGAAGAAACACCACAGCAAGCGAAGCAGCCGGAAAUUAUCCUCACGAUUGUAGUGCCCCGCUACUUGUUUCAAGGGGCGGUAAUGUUGAACAAUUCUCAACAGGAAGAGGAAAUUAGUGGCAGUCAAGAUGCAGGGCGGCGCGAUGCCAUUCAGUGGUUGAGGAAUGCGAUUCUGAAUUCUCAUUUGGGUGCUGUUGCAAUGCACGUUUCGGUGCUUUUCUCUGACGAAGCUGCAUUGUUGGCGAUGGAUGCCGUCUCGUGUCGCCCACAUCAGUCUCAUCCCAUGGCAAACCGUUACUUUCUUUUACCUUCUUCUGCAUCAGCAUCACCAAUGGCAGCUAUCAAUGGUGCUGUUGCGUCAUCGUGGCCUUAUUCACGUGUACUUGUCGUUAAGUGGGGUUCACUGGGUGUGUCCUUUACUCGUCUUUGCCUUGAAGGUGGUUGCCUCGUAGAUGAACCGAGAACAGUUUUUCUCCGCGCCAGUCAGAAGGCGGUUAAUUCUCCAGGAGCAGAGUUUGGGUUUGCUGCAACUUCAUGUGGUGGUGGCGACGCUGUCAACUUGGCUCUCCGCGAGAGUCUUGCCACGACUUUUGCGCAAAAGCAGCGUCGUGUCUUGGGUUAUCAGUCCCUUAGCGAUUUUCCCGCCCGUGCCCAGCGUCGACUGCUGCUUAUUACAGAGGAAAAAAAGGUGGCACUGAGCAAGGCUGCUCAGGUGCCAGUAGAGGUUGAAGCACUGGCGGAGGGUAUUGACAUGCGCGAUACAGUGACGUUUUCCCGUGUUCGUGUUGAUGCCGCGCUGCGAGGGGAAUGGGGGUUUAUUGAGUCAUUUGAAAGGGUUCUUGUGGAAUAUCUUCAUCUCUUAGAACAAAAGGAGGAUGGUGCCAUUGACGCUGUUGUACUCUGUGGUGGUAUGCUCAACAUGCCUUGCAUUGCUCAGUCUCUACGAAAUAUUUUUACGCAGCAUGCGAACAUGCCAAGGGAGGGCCGUCGUUUGUUUGCGCGGAAUCUUGUUAUCAUGGAGGCUGGGAAAACUACAACCCUUGUGGUAGAUGGUUCAAAAGAUAGCGGCACCAGUUUCUCGCAGUCGGUAUCAAACAAAAUCAUAUUUGGGGCGGAAGAGCUUCCAUGUGUGGGUGGAUGUUUGCACAGCUACCACCUUGCACUUGGAGCCCUUCAAGAACAGGAGCACGGAUAUCGGGAUGAUACAAAAAGCCGCAAAAAGGGGAAGAGAAAGAUGUUUAUGGGCCGCAAAAAGCAGGAGCGUGCUGAAGGGUCGCGUCGUGUGUGGCUUGCCCUUACUUUUGGAGAUGCUGGCAAGCAUAGUGCUGGGAAUCAACGUUGUAACGAGGUUGUGAUGUUACAAAAUUCGAUUUUUCUUUACACUGAGUCAAAUCUUAACGCCUUGCGUUCUGCUGUGGCACUUCAGAAGGAAAAGAAUGCUCCUCUUCGACUGCCUAAAGCGGCCCUAACUCUCUUGUUUGCCGCUCACACACUCCUUCCCGCGCGUGUUUUUUUACCAGUGACAGGAGAGAGACGAGAUCCAUUUGUUCUUUACCUGUUUAUGGGCUUUCAAGGCACUACACAGCAGCAGCAGCAGCAGAAGAAGAAACAGGAACGUGGAGCAUCGGAUGAAGAAAAUGCGCUUUUCCAUGUUGCCCCAUUGAGUGAUGCGGGUGUGACGCUACCAGCGGUUGAAGAGGAGGAGGAACAGGAACAGGGGGGAAAGUGGAGGAACUGCAUUGUAUUCACUCUGCGUGAACGCGAGAAGAGCGAAACGGAGUCAUCAGGAUGUGAGGGUAAAACAGUGCCCCUGCAGUUAGUUUUGCAGCUGGCCCGGGUCGCUACGCACGCCUUUGAGCCACCUGUGUUAGGCCCCGACGAUGUGCUGACAAGUGUCACGCUAGAUCUUGGUGAGCAGUGA